Dovyalis caffra is the source of this 293-nucleotide messenger RNA. NCBI's taxonomy places the organism in Eukaryota, Viridiplantae, Streptophyta, Magnoliopsida, Malpighiales, Salicaceae. The record is from the annotation of a GenBank genome assembly.
AUGAGUGUUGAGGACAAUGUCAUUGAAUUUGAGCAACUAAUGCUUAUAUAUGACAUCAAUGAAGUCGAUGAGUGUAUUAUGAUCGAACUUAUUGGUAGAUUGAGAUCAUAUAUUGCUCAUGUUGUACAACUACAACAAUACCAUACCUUAAGGAAUAUUAUCAAGCUAGCUGAAAAGAUGGAGAGGCAUCAUAAGGUGUCUAGGUGGAGUGAUAAAUUGACAAGCAAUAGAGAGGCAACUACUAGUGCAAGUGGUACAGCUAGGAGCACUACAACUAACCCUAGAGGGGUUCG